UUUUUUUUUUCUUUUUCUUUUAGCUUUUUCUUUAGCGUUACAAAAGAUGCUUUCAUCACGUCUCCUUUCACAAACUGCUCGUUCCACCGUCGGCUCCGCUCGCCAUGCUUUCAAACGAUACGCGUCCUCUGGCGCCUACAACGCAGCCGUUGCCAACUUAACGUCUGAACAGGAAGAACUCCGUGAAGCUGUCCACAGUUACGUCCAGGCCGAACUGGCUCCACGCGCUGCAGAAAUUGACAAGACCAACGAAUUCCCAAUGGAUAUGUGGAAGAAGUUCGGUACCAUGGGCUUGCUUGGAAUUACUGCACCUCAAGAAUAUGGCGGUUUGGGGUUGGGUUAUCUGGAACACACGUUUGUCAUGGAGGAAUUGUCGCGCGCCAGUGGAUCGGUGGCUCUGAGUUACGGUGCCCAUUCCAAUCUGUGUGUCAACCAAUUAGUCCGAAACGGUAACGAGGCACAAAAGCAAAAGUACUUGCCAAAGCUUAUUUCUGGCGACCAUGUCGGUGCCUUGGCCAUGUCAGAGCCUGGCUCUGGUUCAGAUGUCGUCAGCAUGAAACUCAAAGCGGAAAAGAAGGGUGAUCGGUAUAUCUUGAACGGCAACAAGAUGUGGAUUACCAACGGCCCGGAUGCCGAUGUUUUGAUUGUUUACGCCAAAACGAACCCAGAGCUUGGUCCUCAUGGUAUCACUGCCUUUUUGAUCGAAAAGAACUUUAACGGUUUCUCGACUGCACAAAAGCUGGACAAGCUCGGUAUGCGAGGUUCCAACACCUGUGAGCUUAUUUUCGAAAACUGUGAAGUUCCUGCCGAAAACGUGCUUGGUGCUGAAGGAAAGGGUGUUUAUGUCCUGAUGAGCGGUUUGGAUUUGGAACGGUUGGUCCUAUCUGGCGGUCCUUUGGGUCUUAUGCAAGCAGCUUUGGAUGUCACUGUGCCUUAUGUUCACGAACGUCAUCAAUUCGGCCGACCUAUUGGUGAAUUCCAGCUUCUCCAAGGCAAGCUUGCAGACAUGUACACUAAAUUAAACGCAUCCCGUGCAUACGUAUAUGCCGUUGGCCGUGCAUGUGAUAAUGGCAAUGUUAGCAACAAGGACUGUGCCGGUGCUAUCUUAUACUCUGCUGAACGUGCGACUGAAGUAGCCCUUGAUGCUAUCCAGUGCUUAGGCGGUAAUGGAUACACCAACGAGUACCCUACCGGCCGUAUCCUGCGUGAUGCCAAGCUGUAUGAAAUCGGUGCAGGCACAAGCGAAAUCCGUCGCAUGUUGAUCGGUCGUGAAUUCAAUAAGCUAUAUAGAAAGUAA
Molecule: messenger RNA, 1297 nt
Organism: Zychaea mexicana
Lineage: Eukaryota; Fungi; Mucoromycota; Mucoromycetes; Mucorales; Lichtheimiaceae
Product: acyl-CoA dehydrogenase/oxidase
Exons: 6
Coding region: 47-1297 (416 amino acids)
Biological process (GO): L-leucine catabolic process
Molecular function (GO): 3-methylbutanoyl-CoA dehydrogenase activity; flavin adenine dinucleotide binding
Source: RefSeq, a predicted model, not a curated record